GAAAAGUGAACGUUUCACGAGUCAACAGCAACGUCUUUCGAGAAGUUAUAGGCCCUGUUUGCGACAUUUUUCUUUCUUUAUCCGUCAUCCAAUGUUUUGUGUAAUGAAAUAACACGUUGGUUAGCGAGUAAUUUGGAUCCUAGUGUUCAUAGUCGUAAUUAAGUAACCGCUAGAUUACGAUUAAUUCUAAUAUGGGCGACGAAAGCCACCCGAAAACUCUCUACGUCGGUAAUUUAGACGCGAGUGUCACAGAAGAUUUUCUAUGCGCGUUGUUCGGCCAAAUUGGCGAAGUAAAAGGUUGUAAGAUUAUCCGUGAGCCCGGAAAUGAUCCUUAUGCGUUUCUCGAGUUCACGAAUCACUCGGCAGCGGCUACGGCCCUGGCCGCCAUGAACAAGCGAGUGUUUCUGGACAAGGAGAUGAAGGUUAACUGGGCGACGAGUCCCGGGAACCAGCCCAAGACGGACACUAGCAACCACCACCACAUAUUCGUCGGCGACCUGUCGCCGGAGAUCGAAACGCACAUACUGCGAGAGGCUUUCGCGCCCUUUGGUGAGAUCUCAAACUGCCGGAUAGUCCGCGACCCACAAACGCUCAAAUCUAAAGGGUACGCGUUCGUUUCGUUUGUGAAGAAGGCUGAUGCCGAAGCAGCGAUUCAGGCUAUGAACGGACAGUGGCUAGGGUCGAGGUCCAUACGCACUAACUGGUCGACACGCAAGCCGCCGGCCAAUAGGCCGAGCGAGGGUGCGCCGAGCAGCAAGCGAGCUAAGCAGCCCACAUUUGACGAGGUGUACAACCAGAGCUCACCAACUAACACUACUGUUUACUGCGGGGGCUUCACCAGCAAUGUUAUCACCGAGGAGUUAAUGCAGAAUACAUUCUCACAGUAUGGCCAGAUACAAGAUAUCAGAGUAUUCCGAGACAAAGGCUAUGCGUUUAUUAGGUUCACAGCUAAAGAGGCAGCAGCACAUGCCAUCGAGGGCACACAUAACACGGAGAUUAGUGGACAUGCAGUGAAAUGUUUCUGGGGUAAAGAGAAUGGAGGAACGGGAGAGAGCCAGAGCACACCCAGCACCACAGCAGCUCCUCCCGCUAUGGGCGCGCAGACGCAGGGGUACCCCGGCUACCCGUACCAGCAGCAAGGCAUGGGAUAUUGGUAUGCUCAGGGCUACCCCGCGAUACAGGGCUACAUGGCCCCCGGCUACUACCAGCAAUACGCCACCGCCUAUAGCAAUCCGCAGGCCGCAGCAGCAGCGGGGUACCGCAUGAGCAUGCCGGGCGGCGGCGGCGGCUGGAGCGGGCCGCAGCCCGCCCCGCUCGUGUACCAGGCCGUGCCCUCCGCGCCCUCGUACCCCUCGCAGUAACGUGCCCUGCCGUGCCCCGUGCCCCGUGCCCCGUGCCCACACUGCGACCACUACCGUCCGGAGGCAUUCGCCGGCAACUAUCCUCGUAAGCCCGUGACACCCUCCAGUCGCCAUCAGAUACAUCGGGCCGCCCGGGGUAUUCGCAAAUAUCUGAGCGAAGCCCCUAUUAUCGAGACGUUAAAGUGCAUGUUUUGAUAUUUUUAAGCACCUUGGCCGCUCCGAUAUAUCUGAUGGCGCCUGUACCCUGAAAUUUGAACCGUACGAAAAAUAGUAGCAUUUCUUUUGCUUUGAUAAUUUUUCUGACGAAAUAAUUUCAAAUUAAAGAACUCGGUUUAAGUUUCUCGAGCGUUUUGUGUUGUGGGAAAGGGUAAGGGUAUAUUUUUAGGUCAUUGUUAUCUCAGCAAUUAUUAUAAGUGUAAAAGCGGUAAUAAUGUUAGGACAACGAUGACUUAUAUAAACAGUUGAAGCGCUUCAAAAUUCAUCCAUACAAUUUUGUAGCGCGUAGUGCCUCUAAACAUCUAUACGGUUUGUCGAUGCGUUAUGCUGGUUAUACGGAAAAAUUAUUAGGCUGGAUUUAGCAGAAAUACUCUUUGAGUUUUACCCAUUUACCCACAUAGUAGAUUCAAGACGAUACAUAUGAUAGAUAUCACUACUAUAUCUUUCUUACAAAUAUCUAUGUCCAUAGUUACAAAACUUAAUAUGGCCUUUGAGGGGUCCUUGGCACUUGCACAUUUCUUCAUUCACUUGCUUGAUUUAAAUUCAGUUACCAAAAAUAAGUAAUAAAUAAUGAAGUGCUUUUCAUCGCAACGUAAGUGCCAAUCGCCUGAUCUUUGUCCAAAGAAUGACAGUCGCACAUGCCUUCCCAAUGUCUUCAAACGUACCAGGACGUGUGGCUUAAAAUGUCCUCUUAUGUCUUAAAUCAGCACAAUUUCAAAUGAUAUAUACGUUUUUAAAUUGAUUCUCCAAAUGCAAUUAUUUAUUUGCAAUAAUGUUUACAAAAUGUAAUGAUACCAGUUUGAUUCUCUGUUAAAACGGAAAAUAUGGUACAAGUAUCAGCAGUUUGGGUUUGAAUGAGCAACAAAGAAAUACAAAAAUACAGACUGUUCUAUCAGAAAAAUAUCCGUAUAUAUUGUUUCCAUAUAAACACAUGGUGAUCCGAAAGAGCUAGGUUAAUAUAUCAGUGUAUUGUGUUUAGAUUAUACCAUUCCAUAACAGUUAUUUGUAUAAAAAGUGCAGUAUACCCUUAACAGCAGAAGUUACAUGAACGAAGCAAAAUGAUCUGCACAUACAUUGUAAAGAUACAUGCGGAUAUGCUGUGGGUACAGAUGUAGUGCAUAAUUGUUUUCCAUCGUAUUUUCUCGGAAACGUUCGUAUUUGUCAUGCUACUUCAGUCAACGUCAGUAUUUUUUGUACCGAGACUGACUGAAAUAGCAAGACACCUUCGUACGUUUCCGUGAAAA
Messenger RNA from Cydia strobilella, 2821 nucleotides. RefSeq names its product nucleolysin TIAR (gene Rox8). The record is from RefSeq and is a predicted model, not a curated record. The transcript is spliced from 4 exons. The coding region runs from base 192 to 1361 and encodes 389 amino acids. Gene Ontology annotation, cellular component: nucleus. Lineage: Eukaryota; Metazoa; Arthropoda; Insecta; Lepidoptera; Tortricidae. Gene Ontology annotation, molecular function: mRNA binding.